GGCGGCGGCGGCGGCGGCGGCGGCGGCUGAGGGGCGGGAGCCCUGAGCGGGGCCCCGGGGACCAUGUCCGGGAGGGGCCCCAACAAGCUCUCCACCACCGACAGGAUCAUCAAAGCCGUCCCAUUUCCUCCGACGCAGCGACUCACACUGAAGGAAGUAUUUGAGGAUGGGAAGCCCAAGCUUGAUGUCUUGAAAAGCCACUUGGUGAAGGAAGGGCGGCUGGAAGAGGAUGCGGCUUUGAAGAUUAUCAAUGAUGGAGCAGCUAUCCUGAGACAUGAAAAGACAAUGAUAGAAGUGGAGGCCCCAAUCACAGUGUGUGGUGACAUCCAUGGGCAGUUCUUUGACCUGAUGAAAUUGUUUGAAGUUGGAGGAUCUCCCAACAACACUCGCUACCUCUUCCUGGGUGACUAUGUGGACAGAGGCUACUUCAGCAUAGAGUGUGUGCUGUACUUAUGGAGUUUAAAGAUUAAUCACCCCAAAACUCUGUUUCUGCUUCGAGGAAAUCAUGAAUGCAGGCACCUGACAGAAUACUUCACCUUCAAACAAGAAUGUCGAAUCAAAUAUUCUGAGCGGGUGUAUGAUGCAUGUAUGGAUACCUUUGACUGUCUUCCUCUUGCUGCCCUCCUAAACCAGCAGUUUCUGUGUGUACAUGGAGGGCUUUCUCCAGAAAUCACAUGCCUAGAUGACAUUAGGAAAUUAGACAGGUUUAAAGAACCUCCAGCCUUUGGCCCAAUGUGUGACCUACUCUGGUCUGAUCCCUCAGAGGAUUAUGGCAAUGAGAAGACCUUGGAGCACUUCACCCACAAUACUGUCCGAGGGUGCUCCUACUUUUACAGUUACCCUGCUGUUUGCGAAUUUUUGCAAAACAAUAGUUUGUUAUCAGUAAUCAGAGCCCAUGAAGCCCAAGAUGCCGGGUAUCGAAUGUACAGGAAGAGCCAGACAACGGGUUUUCCGUCACUUAUUACCAUUUUCUCUGCCCCAAAUUACCUAGAUGUCUAUAACAACAAAGCUGCUGUGCUAAAGUAUGAAAAUAAUGUCAUGAACAUCAGGCAGUUUAACUGUUCUCCUCACCCCUACUGGCUUCCAAACUUUAUGGAUGUCUUUACGUGGUCGUUGCCUUUUGUCGGGGAGAAAGUCACAGAAAUGCUGGUUAACAUUCUCAACAUAUGUUCUGAUGAUGAGUUGAUUUCAGAUGGUGAGGAGUCAUUAGAAGGAGGUACAACUGUCCGUAAGGAGAUCAUCAGAAAUAAGAUCAGAGCCAUUGGAAAGAUGGCACGUGUCUUUUCGGUUCUUCGAGAGGAGAGUGAAAGUGUGUUAACUCUCAAGGGCCUGACUCCCACAGGUACACUGCCCCUGGGGGUCCUCUCAGGGGGAAAGCAGACUCUACAGACAGCCACAGUAGAAGCGGUAGAGGCACGGGAAGCCAUCCGAGGGUUUUCGCCGCAGCAUAAGAUUCGCAGCUUCGAGGAGGCGCGCGGCCUAGACCGAAUCAACGAGCGCAUGCCACCCCGCAAAGACAACGUCCACCCCGACGGGCCGGUGAAUUUGGUAACCUCAACAAACUCCGCGGACAAGAACAGCGCUGGGAAGAAGGCCCAGUAAUCCUGCCGCGGCACCACGAACGGAUCCGAAACUUAAAAACGAAUUUUAUUUAUUUAUUAUUGGAAAGCAAAAACAAACUUAAACCUGGAGGCACAUUCAUGAUGCAGUCUGCAUUUAUCCUGUAAGAAAGGUGACCAUUUUGUAAAUUUUUUUAUUUAUGUUCAAUAUAUAAAAAAGUCCAUCUUUUUCUUUUUUAAAAAAAAAAAAUUUUUAGAAAUCGACCUGAUCAGUAGAACAUAUAUGAAAUAUUGUGCCGUCAGGCUGAUCUCCCCCAACAAUUAGAGGGCCUCUGGAAACCGCAGCCCUGGUUAUCUGGCCCCAAAUGCUCCAUUAGUCCUCUGCUUUUGAAAGGCACUAUUUUCUUUUUUCAUUUAAGACCGGCUACUUCCUCCCCGCACUUGAAGGAAUUUUCUUCCACUUACCGCGUAGGUGCGCCUGCUUCUUUAGCCAUUGUUUCUGGGGAAGACCUGGUAGGAUGUGGUGGGCUGAGCCCAUUUCUCUACUUGUGGAAGACUUGAAUAGGGGGUGAAACCCAAGUGGAGAACCCCAACCCCAAAAAGCCCAGUAGGUGUGUUUUUUUCCCAGAAUGGCCAACUCUCUUCAAGACUCCCAGUUUCUUUAAGUGUGUACUAGUGAAGCAAAAUUAAAAGUAAUAUGAAUAAACGAUGCUCUUAGAAUGAAUUAAACUUUUCAAUCGAACAACAGAUGUGAUUGGUGUAAGACUUCCCUAUAGGGGUUUUUUUGGGGGGGUGGGGGGGUGAUUCUUGAAAAGCUGUAAUUGUUGCCGAAACAUUUGAGACUUUUGCCUCCUUGUCCAUAUCCCCGGUGAGCUGCACGACUGCUCCAUCUGCAAAGAGCCACAUAUGUCCAUGUGUCCUGAAAGUGCAUCUAAGUGCCCUCUAAUUAAAAUCCCACAACCUGAAUUUUUCAUUUUCUCUCUCUUUCUCUCUCCCUCCCCUGCCUUUGCCUUUUAUCCCUCUCCUCCCACUCUCUCUCCCCCACCACCUCCUUCCUUUCUCUCCCUCUCUCUUUUGCCCUGUCUUUCCAUAUCAUGAGACCCAAGCAGGAGUCAUUGAAAUUGAUUCUUGAUUGUCAGUUUCCCCCUGUGAAACGUAAUAUUUGCCAAAGGCCCCUGAGCGAGUCCAAAGAGAGGCUUCUCCUCUUACUGCUUCGGCCAGUAAAGUGUUUUCCUACCUUUCUCAGCACUCUAUGUGGAAUAUCAGAUGAGCCACCGUGAUUGCCGUAGUUUGAACCUUGAGGGUAUGAGAUCGGAAAUUACAAGCGAAUGACUUGAGCGUGGACUCCACAACCUCGAGCUCACCAUCUGCUUAACUGAAUUUUUCUUGAGUUCAAGGCACUUUAUUUAUUUUCCCCAGGCGGCGGGGAGGCAUCUGCCAACUCAUAAACAUCAGUUUAAUCAACUGGUAGGUGCACCCUUAUCAGUGCCCCAAAAUACAGGCUUUUUCCCUAGCAAUGUCCUGUAGUUGUGGAAUUCCAGCACUAAUAGCAGUAUCUCAGACAGUACUGACUGCUUCAGUUUGGCAGAACCUGUUACUCCUUGUAAAGGAGAUGGCCGAAGGUAUUCCCAAAUAGGCUCUUGGCUUCCGUUAGCAGUCUGAGAUCUUAAUGCAUCUUUUUCUUUUAACCUAAUGGUAGUUGUACCAGUUAUACCUGCUUUAUACCCGGUGAUCUAAGCAAAUUAAGACAUGUUUAGUGGUUGGAAUUGGGUGCCAUGGUGUUUUCUGCCUUUGGAAAGCCGGCAGGAAGCGUAUGUUGCGCAUCUCUUAAAUUGAGUUCUGUGGGUUGCUUCCCUUACUUGAACCUGGUGAUGGGGAGCGGGAACGAGUAAGCUUUCACUGUAUAGUUUAGGUGUUUCAUUACAUAUUGUUGUUUUUUUGUGUCCAUGUUAGAAACCGAUCAGCUAGACAGUCUCCAAAUGGAUCUUUUCAGUGUUAGGUAGUCUCACUUGUCCAAGAGUCUGGAGUAAUGAGAAAGGCAAUCACCAGCAACAGAAAGAAUAUGGAGCCAAAGGAUCGUUUCCCCUAUCUCUUGUUCACGGUGGCCAUGACCUCAUCAGACCAAGCCACAGACAGGCCAGGUUUAAGGGCAGGGCCAUUUCAAAUGAUGCAUCAGCUCUUUAAAGAAGGAUGCGGAGAAUAAGAAGUGGUGCUGUUGCCUUCAAGCAGUGACUUGGAAGUAAUUCUGGUAGCGGUUUGGCCCUGGGAGUCGUGGUAGGGGAACUGAUGUGCAGAGUUAUCUCGUUUCUGAGCUGUCGGCGGUGGUUUUGUCAGGGGGCCUGUGCAGACAGGAGAUUGGGUCUUAGGCGAAGUCAGCUUUGAGAAGUUGACGGUGGAAUCUUAAGGGUCGUUGGAAAUUGAAAGACGUUGCUUUAGUUAAAGAUGUUUUGGCAGUUUACCUCCUGAAGUUCUGGAGAAAUCAUUCAUUUUUGGAAGAAAAAACAUUGGGUAGCACCUAGAAGUUGAGAUCUAAGAUACUCGUAUUUUAUAAAAGCCCUUCCAUGUUUGAUUCCAUCCAGUCUUGGAAAUUUCCAUUUCUCUGGGAGAAUUUCGGCUCAGAAAGUCCCCCUUUCAUCCUCCACGUCACUUCUAAGUCUCAUCUAUCCAAGUCACGGUCCCCCAACGGAAAGGUGUCAUGUGCUGAAUUUCCCACAUACACCAGGGUUUCCCUUUUGCCCGUCUCAGCAGCCUUGGGAGAACGGGCUCGAGUCUCCCUUUGCUUGCCUGAAAACCAUUCUCCACUCUGAAUGUGCCAAGUAAUACCUCCCUCUGAGGGUAAUGAGAGUAAUACCUCUCCCUCCCUCUGUAUAGUCCAAAGGGGAUUUCCUUUCUCUUGUGGUUCCUUUCUCCACCUGGUACGAAUUGCUACUUCUAGCCCCACCACACAAAGCGUUUACUUGUACCUGUAAAGCAGAACAAAACAAUACACCCCACCGUUUUUGAAAUGUCCCUUUAAAAUGAUGCAUUACAUGCACUACAAUUUCAGAAUUUGUCUCACUUCAGAUGAAACAUUGAACUAGUGGAUUUUUUUUUUUAAAUUAUCAGCCUACUGAAAAAAACCCCACCCAACUUUGUAUUUUGACUUUCCGAAAGUUUGGGGAGUGGAAGGGUGUGACUCCAUUUUUUCCUCAUUAAAUCAUUUGGCAAACGGAGUUUCUUAUCAAAGUGAGAGCCCCCUCAAUCAUGUCAUUUACUUUGAAAGAGGGCCCUUGUUAGUUUUAAAACUAACUUCCACUUUUAGGAAGAGAAAGCUGUUCUCUUCUCAGCAAAUCUUUUUCUUUACCUUGUAGAAACGUUUCCACUAGAAUCCCUCAUUACUGAUUCCCUCUUGUGUCUUCUGCCCAGAAGGCCUCUGGCCAAGAUGGGCAUUAGCUUUGGGUUGCUUAAUGCUCUAUGGUUUUGGUGGCUCCUUUCUCAGGGAGUAGGGGACAGGGCUGUCAAAUUCCAGUAUUUUUCCACCCAUGUGUAUUCUACAUGCCCAUUAAACACUGGGAUGUUAUAAUAAAGUCCUGCUUCCCUUCA
Tachyglossus aculeatus (Australian echidna) is the source of this 5141-nucleotide messenger RNA. RefSeq names its product protein phosphatase 3 catalytic subunit gamma (gene PPP3CC). Lineage: Eukaryota; Metazoa; Chordata; Mammalia; Monotremata; Tachyglossidae. The coding region runs from base 64 to 1602 and encodes 512 amino acids. Gene Ontology annotation, biological process: calcineurin-mediated signaling. The record is from RefSeq and is a predicted model, not a curated record. The transcript is spliced from 14 exons. Gene Ontology annotation, molecular function: calmodulin-dependent protein phosphatase activity; calmodulin binding. Gene Ontology annotation, cellular component: cytoplasm; calcineurin complex.